Messenger RNA from Kluyveromyces lactis, 1113 nucleotides. RefSeq names its product HSP70/90 family co-chaperone CNS1 (gene CNS1). Gene Ontology annotation, molecular function: Hsp90 protein binding. The transcript has a single exon. The record is from RefSeq and is a predicted model, not a curated record. Gene Ontology annotation, biological process: protein folding. Bases 1 to 1113 code for a protein of 370 amino acids. NCBI's taxonomy places the organism in Eukaryota, Fungi, Ascomycota, Saccharomycetes, Saccharomycetales, Saccharomycetaceae.
AUGGAAAAACCAAAGAGGUAUGUUCCAGGUCCAAAUGACCCACUUUUACCACCACAACUAUCUGAGUUCCAAAAUAAAACCACUGAUGAGGUAUUGGAGGAGUUAAAUAAGAUGCCAUUUUUUAUGAACAAACUUGACCCAGAUGAAAGCAAUGUAGAGUUGGAAGCCUUAAAAGCCAUGGCCUAUGAAGGUGAGCCCCAUGAAAUUGCAACUAAUUUCAAGAAUCAAGGGAACGAUCUUUACAAGGGUAAGAGGUUUAAGGAUGCAAGGGCUAUGUAUUUGAAAGCUUUGGAUGUUAAAUGUGAUGUACUAUCUAUCAAUGAAUCUUUGUAUUUGAAUUUGGCUGCUUGCGAGCUUGAAAUUAAAAACUAUAGAAGUUGUAUCAAUUACUGUAGGGAGGCACUCAAACUAAAUGCAAAAAACGUUAAGGCAUUUUUCAGAAUAGGUAAGGCUUAUCUCGAAUUGGGAAGGUUCGAAGAUUCUCUCGAGGCCGUUCAAGUUGGGCUUGCCGUGGAUCCUGAAAAUGGGGCAUUAAAAUCCAUCCAGUCCAAAGCUACUGAAAAGCUUAAACGUAAAAAGGAGCUGGAGAAUCGUACUUUAGCUCAAAAACAGAAGGAAAAGGAACUCCAAGAGUUUUUGGAUCUGGCAGUACAAAUAAGAAACAUAACGCUAGUUGAUACCAAACAACCAGCAGGUCUUUUGAAAGAUACUAAACUCACAUUGGAAAACCCAACAGAUUUCGAAUCACAAUUAAUAUUUCCAGCUAUGGUUCUUUAUCCGACUACGGACGAGUUUGACUUUAUCGCGUCUGUUUCUGAACUAUCCACACCAAAUGACCUUCUUGAUGUUGUACUUAACAGACCGGCAGAAUGGUUUGCACAACCAGGGCACAAAGAUUUUACUGCAUCUAAACUUCAUGCAUACAUGGAAACUCUGUCUGGAGGCUUGAUCAAGAUUGGUAAAAAAGUUACCUUCCAUGAUGUUUUGAAGAUGGAGAAGCCUAAGGCUCCUCUUUUCGAUAAGUCUCUAAGAGUAUACUUUGUACCAAAAACGGAGGCACAAGGAUGGCUAGAUAACUGGGAUAAGAAUGCAGCAAUAAUGAAACGAUUGUAG